Molecule: messenger RNA, 1866 nt
Organism: Sphaerodactylus townsendi
Lineage: Eukaryota; Metazoa; Chordata; Lepidosauria; Squamata; Sphaerodactylidae
Exons: 2
Coding region: 629-1825 (398 amino acids)
Biological process (GO): DNA integration; DNA recombination
Molecular function (GO): DNA binding
Source: RefSeq, a predicted model, not a curated record
AGUAAACAAAUUAUAAAACCAUGCAGCUUGGCUAAUGGAAGUGGUUUGGUUAGUGGGGCUUCUUGAACUAGACUGACCUUUUGUUUCACGACCCCCCCCCCUCUUCUCAUCCUGUUCAGCUGGCUGAGGUGGUGAAUAGCACCCAUUUAGCAAGACAUACACUACUGGGUCAUCAUGGCAUCCAGGAAGGGAAUUAAGAGGAAGGCAGUUAGCCAAGCAAACAAAGGGCCUAAGAAGAACGCUAAGCCCUCAGGGAAGAAAAGGGCAAGGCCAUCAAAACCUGUUUCUUCUAAGAGGCCCUCAGAUACACGGGGACAGGGUAGGCAGACCUCAUCCGGGGUUUCCACUCGCUCCCGCCCAGCGGCCAGCAGGGGGGAUACACAAGGCACUACGGUACCCAUGGGGCACGCAUUAGUACCCUCUACAUCUCAGGGGACGGACAGGGCAGCCCCGCUUCCAGGCAUUUCUGAGUUGAGUGCCCAGAUCUUUAACGAUUUGGCAAGUACUUUUGCUAGAUUGGCCAACAGCUCUGCGGCCAGUGGGGCAGCUGCCUCCUUUGAGGCCACAGCCGCACCCCCUGUUCAGCCAGCUAGGGAGCAGGAAGAAGAGGUUUCUUCACAGGAGGAAGAUGAGGAUGAGGAAUCCAGUUCUUCGGCGAUCGAAGAGGCAAGGGAGACUAGCGUCAACCGGGGCAAGAAGACAACACGUAAGGGAUCUCGGCGGCACUAAACAUGGUUCAAAGGCCCGGCAUCGAUCCUCCAGACACCGUUCCUCCUCCUCCUCUUCAUCUACACAUCCCAGGCGUGGACAACGUCAUCGCGGAUGCCCUCUCCAGGAUGCAGAUGGAGAGGUUUCGGCAACUGGCACCUACAGCAUCCUUGGUUCCGGAACCUUUUCCACAGGAGCUUUGGGCCCUUGGGAGAACGCAGUCGCGGAAGCAGUGCUAGGAUCGCUGGCACCAACAACUCGGCGGGCUUAUCAGGGAGCCCUCCAGGCUUUCUUUGGAUUUCAGGAGGCUCAGAAGGGCCAGGCGGGCCCUACAGUCAGUGAAACUUCCCUUUUGACUUAUCUCGCCCAUCUGCGUGAAAUGGGGCGUUCCCCCACAACUAUGCGUUCUCAUUUGGCAGCAGUAUCUUUUUAUUGCAAAGCCUCUGGCAUCCCAGACACCACAGGGACCUUUUUGGUCCGGCAGGCCAUAAAAGGGUGGGUGCGGAUGACCCCUAAGGUCAAGGACACGCGGCUGCCUAUUUCUCUGAAACUGCUCGCAAACAUCUUUGCGACCCUCCCUCACAUUUGUUCAUCUCCCUUCGAGAUCAGUCUUUUUAGGGCAGCCUUUAGCUUGGCCUUUUUUGGGGCCUUCCGCAGCGGAGAGAUUGUCUCUCCUUCACGGGUUGACUGUGGUGACAGGCCCCUACAGGUGGGUGAUGUCCAGGUGUGUGGCCAGACCCUAUUGGUCAGGUUACGGCGUUCCAAAACAGAUCAGCUAGCAAAGAGCACGUGCAUUUCCAUGCAGGCCUCCGCAACCCCGGGCCCUUGUCCAGUUAAGGACAUGGCUGCCUAUUCGAACAUUCGCCCACGUAAACAGGGUCCCUUCUUUUUACACGCGGAUGGCUCUUGCCUCUCGCGCUAUCAAUUGGCAGCAAUUUUACGGCUUUGCCUCUCAGCCAUACAUCUCCCGGUAGCAUCCUAUGGCUUGCAUUCGUUUAGAAUUGGGGCGGCUUCCACGGUAUCUGGCCUAGGGGCCCCAGUCAGCAGGAUAAUGGAAGUUGGCAGAUGGCGUUCUAAGGCCUACAGAACCUACAUUAGGCCAUUCCCCCAACAUUAAGGCAAGUUUUCAAGUUGGUAAUUUUGAUUGUUGUUAGUUCU